CAGUGCACCCCCGCUCCCGUCCGGUAUCCGCGCUCCUCGCUCUGCCAGGUGCCAUCUUCCUCCCCGAAUCCCGGGCGAUGCCUGGCCCCGAGUACCCUCGGUGGACAUGGAAGACACCCCUCUGCUGGGCCGCAUGUCCAGCCCAGAAGACGAGAUGGUGACCAACCUUUUCAGCGCGGAGAGUCAGUUUGUUUCUGAAAACCUUCCUCUGAAGUCCCCGGUGGCCGUGAAGCACGAGGAAGAUGAGUUCCACGUCCUUAAAGACGCAUAUCUGGGCGCCGCUGACCCCAGAGAGCCCCUGCUGCACACGUUCAACCCCCCGCUCAGCGUAGACUGCAAGAAUAAGGUCAAAGUGGAGCUCCUGAUGGAUGAGAACGAAGAUGAGGAGGUACUCGGGGAGUAUCCGAGCCUCCCCGACCUCAAUCCCCUGAAAGACAGCGUUCUGCCCGCGGCCCCGCAGCCACAGGCCUACAACGUCCACUUCCUGUCCUCCCUGCUGACUCCGCACAGGAGUCCGGCUGUCUUGCCCCUGGGCGCCUGGGCCAGGGAAGGAGCCGGCCACCCCGGUGUCCGGGUGAUUCCAGUUGAAAUAAAGGAAGCCGGUGGUUCGAUUACAAGUAACAACCUGGAGGAAGCAACUUUUCAGAACCCUCUUGCCCAGGAGUCCUGUGGCAAGUUCUCAUCAUCACAGGAAAGAGAGGAUGCCUCUGGCUGCUCCCAGAAGAAGGACUUGAACCCAAUGGUGAUAUGUCAGUUGAAAGGGGGUACACAAAUGCUGUGUAUAGACAAUUCUGGCACAAGAGAACUAAAAGCACUUCAUUUGGUUCCUCAGUAUCAAGACCAAAAUAAUUAUCUACAGUCAGAUGCCCCUAAACCUAUGACUACUUUAGUAGGAAGAUUUUUGCCAGUACCAGCAAAAUUAAAUCUCAUUACACAACAACUGGAUAAUACAGCCUUACCAUCCGUAGUCAGUGGGUCUGCUUUUCCCUCGGGAUCAACUCUUCCAGGACCACCAAAUAUAACUUUGGCUGGGUACUGUGAUUGCUUUGCUGGUGGAGACUUUUGCAACAACUGCAAUUGUAAUAAUUGUUGCAACAAUUUACGUCAUGAAAUGGAACGGUUUAAGGCCAUUAAGGCAUGUCUUGACAGAAAUCCGGAAGCUUUCCAACCAAAAAUUGGGAAAGGAAAGUUGGGAGACGCCAAGCCUCGGCACAGCAAAGGCUGCAACUGCAGGAGGUCGGGCUGCCUUAAGAACUACUGUGAGUGCUACGAGGCCAAAAUUAUGUGUUCUUCUAUUUGUAAAUGCAUUGGUUGCAAAAAUUAUGAAGAAAGCCUAGAACGAAAAACGCUAAUGAAUAUGCCAAAUUAUAUGGAAGUUGGAGGUUUUGAAGGCAGCCAUCAUUUAUCACCAACUAAAUUUUCAGGACUACCAAAAUUCAGAAGAGACAGGCCGUCUUCCUCAUGCAUCUCCUGGGAGGUGGUGGAGGCCACGUGCGCCUGCCUGCUGGCUCAAGGCGAAGAGGCGGAGAAGGAGCGCCGCUCCGAGUGCUUGGCGGAGCAGAUGAUCUUAGAGGAAUUCGGGAGAUGCUUGUCACAGAUUCUCCUUAUUGAGUUCAAAUCCAAAGGGCUGAAAAUUGAGUAG
This is a messenger RNA of Camelus dromedarius (Arabian camel), 1642 nucleotides long. RefSeq names its product testis expressed metallothionein like protein (gene TESMIN). The record is from RefSeq and is a predicted model, not a curated record. Gene Ontology annotation, cellular component: nucleus. Bases 107 to 1642 code for a protein of 511 amino acids. Gene Ontology annotation, biological process: regulation of DNA-templated transcription. The transcript has 10 exons. NCBI's taxonomy places the organism in Eukaryota, Metazoa, Chordata, Mammalia, Artiodactyla, Camelidae.